AUGCCUGACCGUGAAAACACAUUUGUGAUCAAGAUUAACUGUUGUUUUAAAGGAAGUACAGGGAAGCUUUGUAAAAUAAACUUUUUUUUUUUUUUCAUUCUUUUUCUUUUCUUUUUCUCUAUUCUCUUGUUCUUUCUUCUCUUUUUCUUUCUUUCUUUCUUCACUCUCUUCUUGCACACUUUCUUCUCUUCUCUUUCUCUCUGUUCUUUUCCUCCUCUUUCUCCUUUUCUUUUCUUCUCUUCUUCUCUUUCUUCUCUUCUUCUCUUUCUUCUCUUCUUCUCUUUCUUCUCUUUCUUCUCCUCUUUCUUCUCUUCUUCUCUUUCUCCUUCUUCUCCUCUUUCUCCUUCUUCUCCUCUUUCUCCUUCUUCUCCUUUUCCUCUUUUCUCCUUUUCCUCUUUUCUCCUUUUCCUCUUUUCUCUUCUUUCUCUUUCUUUCUCUCUUUUUUUUUGUGACGUUUUUUUAUCUCUCUGCCCGGUUUGUAACCUUUUUCUCUCACUCUGCCUGGUUUGUGGCCUUUUCUCUGCACUUCCCUCUACUGCUCAGUUUGUGAUCUUUUCUCUUUUCUUCUUUCUCUUUGUACCCUCCCCUACCACCUACUUUUUGUUCACAAUUAGAGACCCUUUUCCAGUGGUUUGUGGUCUUCCCCAUCCCCAGAUUGUGACCUCCCACUCCUUAUUUGUGACUUUUCCCUGUCCCUCUGCUCAGUUUGUGACUUUCCCUGUCCCUCUGCCCAUUUGUGGCUUUUCCCCUUUCCCAUUCUGCCCAGUUUGUGGCUUUUCCCCUUUCCCAUUCUGCCCAGUUUGUGGCUUUUCCCUUCCCAUUCUGCCCAGUUUGUGGCUUUUCCCCUUUCCCAUUCUGCCCAGUUUGUGGCUUUUCCCCUUUCCCAUUCUGCCCAGUUUGUGGCUUUUCCCCUUUCCCAUUCUGCCCAGUUUGUGGCUUUUCCCCUUUCCCAUUCUGCCCAGUUUGUGGCUUUUCCCUUUCCCAUUCUGCCCAGUUUGUGGCUUUUCCCCUUUCCCAUUCUGCCCAGUUUGUGGAUUUUUUGUCUCAUUCUGCCCAGUUUGUGGAUUUUUUGUCUCAUUCUGCCCAGUUUGUGGAUUUUUUGUCUCACUAUACCCGGUUUAUGGCCUUUUCUCUGUCCUUCCCUUUACUGCUCAGUUUGUGAUCUUUUCUCUUUCCUUUUAUGAAUUUAGAGGUAUCUAUCUAUCUAUCUAUCUCUGUCACUCUUUCUUUUUCUCCGAUUCUUCUCUUUUUUUUCUCACCUCUCUCUCACCUCUCUCUCUCACUCACUAG
Messenger RNA from Acanthosepion pharaonis, 1290 nucleotides. Lineage: Eukaryota; Metazoa; Mollusca; Cephalopoda; Sepiida; Sepiidae. The record is from the annotation of a GenBank genome assembly.